CCUGUAGGCCAGACUUCUGGGAGCUCCCGGGCAGACGGCGUUUCGGUCCGGACCUACUCCUGCUAGUGUAGGCCUCCAGGUGAGGACUGUGCUGGGCGAUCUUGGGGGUUCGGGGCGGCACAAUGGAUCUUCAUUGCUCCACAUACUGCCCCGGCGUCAAUGCAGGUGACCUCACUCGGAUGGAAGAAUCUUCCAGAGGCUGGGCUGUUCCCCCUCCUGCCCAGAGUAUGGUCUCGCCGGGGAGAGCGGGCGGGGGAGCUCGCGCCGCGGACCGGACCAUCUGUACAGACGAGCGGGGAGUGCGUGUCCCCGCCUCACAAAAGGACUGGGCCUGGACCAAACCACACGAACUGGACUGAGAGGGGGAACGAAGAGGGCAGGAAGAAAUCCCGCCCCAAACUUCCACCUCCCUUUUCUCUACUUUGUAAUUUAUUGAUCAGUUUCCGAUGGGAGAUGGGUGCCCUUUCCCCGCGGGAAGGGAGCGGGGCUUCCCUCCCGGGCCGCAUGCUAGGAGAGGCUGCCCGCUCCCCUUUCUCCUCCCCAGUCGCGGGGCCCAAGUCUUCCUUCUUCGUCCGAAAGGAGGGGAGGGGGGACUCGCUGCUACAAGCCUCGCCCCACGUGCCACUCAUCCCCGCCCCGCCGCGUCAGGUCGCCGGUGCCUGGGGUCAGCUGCGGGCGGAGUCCCCCCUUCCUCCCCAGUGUCUCGUGUCCCCGGGGCCUCUCGGCCCCCCGUGCUGUGGCCGUGUCCGUGCCCCGGGGGUAGGGGGUGCUGAACUGCGCUCCCGGUUCCCCUCCGGCUCCGGGGUUUGCAUGGGAGAAUCCUCUUUCCACGAUGCCACUGGGCGGCGUGGCGUGGGGGGAGGGAGGACGGUGGGGGAGCCCUCGCCCGAGACUCUUGGUCGGCCUCCCUGCCCCAGGUGUCACUCAGUGAUCACGGGUAAAGAGAACUGUUUCAAAAAGCUCCCGUGUUGA
Odobenus rosmarus divergens (Pacific walrus) is the source of this 972-nucleotide messenger RNA. RefSeq lists its product as uncharacterized. Gene Ontology annotation, molecular function: protein binding. Lineage: Eukaryota; Metazoa; Chordata; Mammalia; Carnivora; Odobenidae. Gene Ontology annotation, cellular component: presynaptic active zone. The coding region runs from base 160 to 972 and encodes 270 amino acids. Gene Ontology annotation, biological process: synapse organization. The record is from RefSeq and is a predicted model, not a curated record. The transcript has a single exon.